AUGACCAUGAGCUCGUUUUUGAUAAACUCCAACUACAUCGAACCCAAGUUCCCUCCCUUCGAGGAGUACGCGCAGCACAGCGGCCCGGGCGGCGGAGACGGCGGCCCCGGCGGGGGCCCCGGCUACCAGCAGCCCCCAGCGCCCGCCGCCCAGCACCUGCCGCCGCCCCAGCUCCCCCACGCGGGGGGCAGCCGCGAGCCCCCCGCCUCCUACUACCCGCCGCGGGCCGCGCUCUACCCCGCGCCCCGGGCCGCCGAGGCCGCCUACCCCUACGCCUACCGCGGCGGCUCCAGCCCCGGGCGGCCGCCGCAGCCCGAGCAGCCCCCGGCGCACGCCAAGGGGCCCGCGCACGGCCUGCACGCGAGCCAGGUCCUGCCGCCGCCGCGCCCGGCGCCCCCCGCGCCCCCGCGGCGCUGCGAGGCGGCCCCCGCCACUCCGGGCGUCCCGGCAGGGGGCAGCGCCCCCGCGUGCCCGCUGCUCCUGGCCGACAAGAGCGCGGCGGGCCCGAAGGGCAAGGAGCCCGUGGUGUAUCCCUGGAUGAAGAAGAUCCAUGUCAGCGCCGUCAACCCCAGUUAUAACGGAGGAGAGCCCAAGCGCUCUCGCACCGCCUACACGCGGCAGCAGGUAUUGGAGCUGGAGAAGGAGUUCCACUUCAACCGCUACCUCACGCGGCGCCGCCGCAUCGAGAUCGCCCACGCGCUCUGCCUGUCCGAGCGCCAGGUCAAGAUCUGGUUCCAGAACCGCCGCAUGAAGUGGAAGAAAGAUCACAAACUGCCCAACACUAAGAUGCGCAGCUCCAACUCGUCCUCAGCCCCUGCCGGCCCACAGGGCAAAGCACAAACUCAGAGCCCCCACCCACACCCGGGGCCCCCCACACCCAUCCCCUCCUCCAUCUAAUUGUGUAGAGGUCUAGAUCAGUUUCUUAUCCCUCCCCGCCCUCCCCUAUGACUUUACUCCUCUCUUCUCUUGCCCCUUUCCCCUUCUACACCCACCCUAGUG
Messenger RNA from Sorex fumeus (smoky shrew), 999 nucleotides. RefSeq names its product homeobox A4 (gene HOXA4). The coding region runs from base 1 to 897 and encodes 298 amino acids. Gene Ontology annotation, molecular function: DNA-binding transcription factor activity, RNA polymerase II-specific; RNA polymerase II cis-regulatory region sequence-specific DNA binding. The transcript is spliced from 2 exons. Gene Ontology annotation, biological process: embryonic skeletal system morphogenesis; regulation of transcription by RNA polymerase II; anterior/posterior pattern specification. Gene Ontology annotation, cellular component: nucleus. NCBI's taxonomy places the organism in Eukaryota, Metazoa, Chordata, Mammalia, Eulipotyphla, Soricidae. The record is from RefSeq and is a predicted model, not a curated record.